UUCUUCUUCGACGAGACUGGCCUGCGCGAUUCUUCGUACCCGUAACUUUAACAAAUUCCUAUGAAAAUUCCGUUAAAUAACUCUUUUUUCAACGCGUUCUAUUUAAUAAUACUCUCUUCAUUUUCCUAUGUCGUUUAAAGAAAUUUUUCCGCGUAUACAUCUACUGACAUCUUUCAUAUAUUUCGAUAUAUUUCGAUAUAUUUGUUUAAUUCUUUUUCUAGCUGAGAAUACCUGGAGGAAACGCGACAAAUUUUCAUCAUUCUAAACGCAUUCUGAAAGUACAUUCUACGUAUUUACUAAAUAUGUAGGACGUAUAAAAGAAUUCUAUAUUAGCGACGUGAAACAAUCGGUAGAGAUACAAACGAGAUUACGAAAUAUGUUGAUCGCUUUCUACCGCUCAUGUUACACUUUUUCCGAAAUAAUAAUUAUUAUACAAUUUUUUUUCCCGUUGGACAUUUCAUUUGCGAACUAUUUACUAAUUUUCGUACAUUACCAACAAAUCUUCGGAAACCUGAAUUGCCAACGUCCUCUAGCGAUGAGAUUCGGAACAACGACUAAUGGUUUAUUGUUCAGCUAGUCUGCGAUAGGACUUUCACGCAAACUAAAAAUCUAUGGAUUCGUUAUAAUGAUUGUUCAUAAAUUUUCAUUUUGUUUCUCCUUUUGCGUAAUCGUGGUAUAAAUUUUCAUUCGAGUAAUUCGUCUUUUUCUGUAUAAACGAUUUCCUCUAUGUAAAGACUUCUCAGACUAGUGCGUUCGACGUAUUCUGCUCAAUUUCCUUUUUAACAGAUAGAAAUAAUGUUGUCACUGGAACGUAUACCGGAUCAAGUUGGACAUUUGAUUUUAACGGAGGACGGAGCUGUGUUGACGUCUGGAGGUGAACUGGAAAAUGAUGAAAGAAUCGCAAACAUUAUCGUAGGUUUAGUCACUUUGACUAAUAAAAUUGAUCCUAAAGCGUUUCCUAACAAUGAAAUUUUUGAUAAAAUAUCCAUAACAUACCCGGAUCAUUGUUACGUUAUCUGUCUUUCCAAUAAAAAGAUACACGUAGUGAAGAAAAAACUAAUUUCUUCCACUACUGCGAUUAUAGAACCGCAACCUUUAGUCGAUUUUUAUGAAUUAUCACGAUAGUGCUACAGAUCAAAAUAAAUACUUUCCAGCAGGGAUGAAAAUUCGCUACUGGGACACCGAGUAACGUGAACAAAUACAACAGUAACCAUUUCUAAUAAUUAUAAUUAUAAUUAUACUGAACUCUACUUAUCACGUUACUAAUUAAUCUUACAUUUUUACGUAUAAAUAUUAUAUACAUCGUAUGUAAUAAAUAAAAAAAUUAUUUACUAUA
Messenger RNA from Megachile rotundata (alfalfa leafcutting bee), 1336 nucleotides. RefSeq names its product Late endosomal/lysosomal adaptor, MAPK and MTOR activator 4 (gene Lamtor4). Gene Ontology annotation, biological process: cellular response to amino acid stimulus; positive regulation of TOR signaling. Gene Ontology annotation, cellular component: lysosome; Ragulator complex. NCBI's taxonomy places the organism in Eukaryota, Metazoa, Arthropoda, Insecta, Hymenoptera, Megachilidae. Gene Ontology annotation, molecular function: guanyl-nucleotide exchange factor activity. The record is from RefSeq and is a predicted model, not a curated record.